CGCGACUUUGGCCUCAGUUCAAUUCAAUUCAUUAUCUUUUUUUCCAAGUUCUUGUUUCAAUUUCACCAUAUAUUCAAAUGACAACUGCAUUGAACAAAUUCGAGCCGCCGCUGGACUACGUUCUCCAGUCAGGCCCGUCGGCCGCCCAGUUCAGCCGCGAGGCGAUCGAAACCAAGGAGCUGUGGCUGCUGCGCAUCCCAGACAACGUCUCGGCAGAAGACCUCGACGGUCUGACCAUCAAAAACCCCUCGGCAGCGCCCAAGGGCAUAGUCCUUGAUGAGGCCAAGAUCUCUGGCACGUCGUACCAAAUCGUCACACAAAAGGCCACCAAUGUAUGCGCCGAAUUCAAGGGCAUGACUGAGCUCAACCUUCUGGUACCUGACACCGACGAGGAUAAUGGCGAUGAGGAAGCGGGGCUUUUAACACUUCUUCCUGGCAGGUGCGUGCAGAUGAUGGCGUUGGUUGAGAAAAUCGAUAUUCCGGAUUCGGUCCAGCACGCUAAGAGUAUUGCGACAAAGGUGAAGGCUGCGCGUGAGCAGCCUGAGAAUAUGCAGCUGAGAUUUAUCCCUACGGUUUCUAUUCUGCUGAUGAGUACCGGGGCAAGUUUGGCACGGCGCAGAACCAGAUCCAGGUUGAUUCUGAGAAGGAGGAGGAGGAGCUGACGUUGCCGCCCAAGAAGAAGCACAAGCACAAGCAGGACGCGUUGGAUGUUGAGAUGAACGAGACCAAGCUGGAGAUGACAGCGGCGGCCCCCAAGAAGUCAAAGACAAAGACA
Molecule: messenger RNA, 775 nt
Organism: Kickxella alabastrina
Lineage: Eukaryota; Fungi; Kickxellomycota; Kickxellomycetes; Kickxellales; Kickxellaceae
Exons: 1
Coding region: 78-662 (194 amino acids)
Biological process (GO): transcription by RNA polymerase I
Source: RefSeq, a predicted model, not a curated record